UGGAUCUUCGAGUUGAUUUUUUUAUUUUUAGCAUUGUAAAGAUGUGAAAUUGUGACAAAUAAUAUUUCAGCUGUCACCGAUCCGUAUUUUAAUCAGACUGGUAUGCACAGCCAUUUAAGGCAUUUGUAGCUGAGAAUUCUCUGGUACUUGCAAUCAAAAUCAUGUUGAAGUUAUAGAGAUCCGUCCAAUCUUUUUUAUUUUUAUUUUUAUUUUGAGGGAGAACCAUUGAAUUUUAAUGUUACGGUAUAUAGAAAAUUAUGGAGCUGAUAUAUUUUUUUUUAUUACACAUAUUUGAUUUAUUUCAGAUGGAUGAAUUAUGGAAGAAUAAAAUCUAUGCAAUUCAUACAAUUGCCGCCGCUGGGUCGGUGACAUUCGGGACUGCCGUAACUUACCCUCUUGAUACUAUCAAAGUUCUUGUUCAGGUUGGUUCUGGUUCUAGCAAACAAUUGACGGCCACUCAGGCUUUAGAAAGAGUCCGAUAUAUAUCAGGAUAUUCAGGUUUGUUCAGUGGUUUUGGUUGGUUUGCAUUUGGAAGAAUUUUAGGCGUGGGAGCUCGCUUUGGAACCUAUGAAAUCGUGACGGCCUUUUAUAAAGAUGGUCGGCAACACAAUUAUGUAUAUUCAUCGGAGGCUCUUAUGGCAGGAAUGGUAGCUGGAGCGGCAGAAUCACUAAUAAGCUCCCCUUUUGAACUUAUAAAACUCCGUGCACAGGUGACGUCUGCUUCUCGUGUUCCAAGCCAUUUCUCCAUGACAAAAAAGCGAGUUGUUGCGCCAGUUAUUGAAAAGUUGCUGUGUGGAUAUGGUCCAGACAAGAAUGCAUUAAAUUAUGCUGUUGGCCUUUUAUCAACACUAACUAACAAACAUCCAAACAUGACGGGUGCUUUGCAAGGGUAUCCAUGGAUGAUGACGGGGUCUGGGAGUCCACCUUCGGUCUGUGACGUUAGGAGGCCAUCCAAGAUUCUCUCUUUGGAAGGAUGGAGUGCAAUGUGGAGAGGUUUAAGGCCAGGACUUGUACGGGAUUCUGUUUAUGGUGGUAUCUUCUUUUCCACUUGGCAAUUCCUACACCAAGCAAUGCUGGACUGGAAGGCAGUUGGGAUGGAUCCAAUACCCAGUGUGAACGAGGAUGUGGAUCCCCUAUCUCCUUUAGCUGUCAGCCUUUCAGCAGGAUUUUCUGGUUCAGUAGCCGGCGCUGUUUCUCAUUUUUUUGACACUGCAAAGUGUCGUUCAUUAUGUACUGUGCUGCCCAAGUUUGUCUCCUUGGAGAGGAAGCUUCUCAAAUGGAAACGACCAGGGAGUAGGUUUGAGAGAUUUACCGGGAUUCAUCCCGCUGACAGGAACGUCCUGUUCAACGGCAUUUGGUUGCGGAUGGCUCGUUGUGGGGUUGCAUCGUUUUUUAUGGUGGGAUAUUAUUUCUUGGCUGUUGAUCAGCUCGUUUCAAGAGGAAGUAGAUUGACAUAGAGUGCUUUCUCCAAGAGAGUUCGAGAGAGUCUUUUGAUAUUUGAAUUAGGACUGUUUUUUCACUACAUUACAUCUUUUGACAAACUAAAAAUUCAUAUCCGGAAGAACAAAAGCAUUCAUAUGUCUCUACGUGUAAGGAUGGGUAUGCUCAUGAAUAAAGCAUUCAUUGAUUUUUGUAUUAAAAAUUGAUGCUCAA
Morus notabilis is the source of this 1653-nucleotide messenger RNA. RefSeq lists its product as uncharacterized. Bases 258 to 1457 code for a protein of 399 amino acids. Gene Ontology annotation, molecular function: transmembrane transporter activity. Gene Ontology annotation, biological process: transport. The transcript has 6 exons. The record is from RefSeq and is a predicted model, not a curated record. NCBI's taxonomy places the organism in Eukaryota, Viridiplantae, Streptophyta, Magnoliopsida, Rosales, Moraceae.